This is a messenger RNA of Rotaria socialis, 1077 nucleotides long. The record is from the annotation of a GenBank genome assembly. NCBI's taxonomy places the organism in Eukaryota, Metazoa, Rotifera, Eurotatoria, Philodinida, Philodinidae.
AUGGUUAAAACAUAUCCAGAACAUGUACUCAAUCCUGGUGAACUACCCAAUACUACUGAUGUUCCACCAUUCGAUGAGGUACCCCCAAAACAAUUACCAAAACCUUUGUCUGACUUCAAGCAAUAUGUUGACUCAAAAUUCUGCUAUUUUUCCAAACCCAUGGAUCAAGCUGAAUUGAUAAGCACUGAGCCAAAGAUUGCCUAUCAAUGUCGAAUGAAAAUACUCAUGGAAAAAAGAUCACUGCACACAGAUGUCGCACCUCAUCCAUGGCAUACCGCAACAGUCUUAGGCAGCUCUAGUUUAGGUCGAUUCUUCGAAAGCACUGAACGUAGCGGUGAAGCCAUUGGAAACAUUUGGUCAGAUUAUCAAGUCGACAUACCAGAUGGUGAAAAGUUUCAUAGAACUUUAGCUUUGACUGAUAGCAUUUAUUACACAAGAUGUUGGAAUUGCCGAGCAAAAAGAUAUGUUUCUUGUACACAUUGUACCAAAGGUCUAACCUACGAUAAACAAGUUUGCUAUAAUUGCAAAGGUGCUGGUGAAGUAAUCUGCAAAAAGUGUAAGGGUCUGGGUGGAUUUCGUCACACACCCAAAUUAACUGUUAAAUGGUCUACUCGUUCUUCUACAUUUUUUUAUCAAAACUCAUUUCUACAUAAGAAAAGAAUUCGUAAGGGACAACGAACUGCCUUCUGGUCGACACGACGAGUGCCAUGGUCGAAAUCAUCAUCAAUAGAAGAUUGUGUUCAGUCGAUAAAUGAAGAAGUUCCUGAUAUUCCAUUACAGACAUAUAUCGUUAGGGAUUACACCGAAAAACAUCUAAAUCCUAUGAGAAAUAAGAACAAUGCAAUGCGACGUUUCGAAUGUUUUAUAGAACGAAUGGGUUUCGAAGAAGUUCAUUAUACAAUGGGAGAGAACUACUCAAAUAAACGAGAUUCUAAAUUAGAACACACAUUUCGAUUCUGUCAAUAUCCUGGGCCUAAAGGUCAAAAUUCAAUCUAUGAAGACGACUAUCCAUUGAAUUGUUGUGGUUGUUUUGGAGAAAAAAUGGCAUGCUAUUCAUCAUGUUGUACUAUUCUGUGA